AUGUGUCUCCGUGGGACUCUCGCGCUCCUGCUGUUCUUCGCAUGUCUUUCACAGCUCAUCUUCACUGCGGAAAGCAUCAAGGGAACGAGGAGGAAAGGAAGGAGGCAGGAGAGUCGAGGUGAUAAUAACAUUUCCGUACAAAAAGGAAAGUUCACAACCAAGGACAAGGCGCAGUGUUCGUGGGUGGCACGCGGAGAGGACAAGUACACCAUGACUGUUACAUGCAAGCCUGGAAACGGGAAUGGAUUCACCUGUAAAUAUACUGCCAAGCCAUCGACGUGCACCGAAUAUGGGUCUAAUCCCGAGGGCUAUUGGAAACAGAUCGCCAGAUCAGUUAAAAAAAUGAAAAAACUUUGCGCGGAUCCGCGCGCAUUGAUCCGAGCGGGUAUGUGUAAACGCGCGCCGAUGGAUGCGCAUUUCAAACUCUCCGAAACGUCACAAGCUAAACCCCCGAAGACAGAGAAGACGCCUACAGCCACGAACACAACGCCUCCGGACACUAAGCUAAAGUGCACGGAGCACAUUGACCACAGCGCGGUAGCUAAAGAGAAGUGCGGAGAUUCCUGGGCGAGUCUCUGCACGUUUCUCUUCACUGUAAUCCAGAGCGGAGACUGCUAAGCGCGCGCGCUUUACUUGACGUGUAUGUAUGCGUUUGUGGGUACUGUUAU
Carassius carassius (crucian carp) is the source of this 668-nucleotide messenger RNA. Its product is annotated as fibroblast growth factor-binding protein 1-like. The transcript has a single exon. The record is from RefSeq and is a predicted model, not a curated record. Gene Ontology annotation, biological process: cell-cell signaling. Lineage: Eukaryota; Metazoa; Chordata; Actinopteri; Cypriniformes; Cyprinidae. Bases 1 to 618 code for a protein of 205 amino acids. Gene Ontology annotation, molecular function: growth factor binding.